Molecule: messenger RNA, 846 nt
Organism: Desarmillaria tabescens
Lineage: Eukaryota; Fungi; Basidiomycota; Agaricomycetes; Agaricales; Physalacriaceae
Exons: 1
Source: RefSeq, a predicted model, not a curated record
AUGCUGUGGUGCAGUGGCUUGGCCGGGACAGGGAAGAGCUCGAUUGUGGGCACGCUGCAUGAACAUUUCGUUGUUCACACCAGUGCACGCAACCGUCUUGGCGCCUUCAUUCGUUAUGAUCGCAUUAGAUACCCGGACGCGUCACAUCUGAUCACCAGUAUUGCAUACUCGUUGGGGAUGUUUGACCGACGUAUUGGGACCGUCAUCUCCAAAGUCCUUCAAACAAACAGAAAUGUUUUGGGGCUGUCACCAGAUUCGGCCAAAGAGCAAUUCGACUUGCUUCUCCGACGCCCGUUGGAGAGCCUGCCAGAUUUAGCUCUGGAAGGACCGAUAGUCAUCAUCAUCGAUGGUUUGGAUGAGAGUGACAUAACCAAGGAGAUGCUCGCUGUUUUAUUUGGAGGAUUUGGCUCAAAGUUGCCCUUCAUACGACUGCUUGUCUUCAGUCGUCCCAUUGAAAGGAUACAACACUCGUUCCAUUCCGUGGAUCCGGCCGCUGGUGCAUUCCACUUCGUUUUGGACGCUUCGGAACAAUCGGAGCAUGUCCAACGCGAUAUCAAGUAUUUCAUUAAUGUCAAGUUUGGUGAAAUUUACAAGGCUGAGCCUCCAGGUAGUACAUUCAAAAACACCUGUGAAGAGCGCUACGCAGUGGAUAAGCUGGCACAGCGGGCCAGUGGGCUCUUCAUCUGGGCCGCCGCAGCUUGCAACUUUAUAUCUGCUAAUCCCAAUGGAAGAAUGCUCAAUGCGUUUCUGGAGAGUAACCUCCCAGCAAAUGCCAUCGACUCCUUGAACAUCCUUUAUCGCACUGCUCUGAAUACUAUAGUGUUUGAAUGGAAGCUGGAUGACGUG